Molecule: messenger RNA, 1194 nt
Organism: Leguminivora glycinivorella
Lineage: Eukaryota; Metazoa; Arthropoda; Insecta; Lepidoptera; Tortricidae
Product: b(0,+)-type amino acid transporter 1-like
Exons: 7
Coding region: 45-1163 (372 amino acids)
Biological process (GO): amino acid transmembrane transport
Cellular component (GO): membrane
Molecular function (GO): L-amino acid transmembrane transporter activity
Source: RefSeq, a predicted model, not a curated record
CCUAACUUUAUCCUAACUUUUUUUGUUUCAGUAUAUAAAACAAAAUGGCAGAAAAAGGAUCCUUAAAACUUGAGAAUGGAAAUGGAAUUGCCAGUGUUGCAGGCAGCACUGUGAAGUUAAAACGGGAACUAGGACUAUUUUCAGCAGUUAAUUUAAUAUUAGGGGUCAUGAUCGGUUCAGGAAUAUUUGUAUCUCCAGCGUCAGCAUUGAAAGAGUCAGGCUCAGUUGCAUUGUGCCUAAUUAUCUGGACGGUGUCCGGAAUUAUAUCUUUAUUAGGAGCAUUAUCAUUCGCAGAAUUAGGAACGGUAGUUAACAAAUCCGGUGCAGAGUAUGCAUACUUCCAAGAAGCAUUUAGCAAAUGUCAUAAAUUUUGGGGGCCUCUCCCAGCAUUUACUUGCGCAUGGAUAUAUGUCAUGAUUUUAAGACCAGCAGAAGUUGCAAUUAUUGUUAUGACAUUUGCUGCGUACGCCAUUCAACCAUUUUCAAUUGAUAUACCGGCUGAAAGUCGAGCUCAAGCCAUUAAGCUGGCAUCCCUGUCAGCUUUAUUUGUGAUGACGUACAUCAACAUAACGAGUGUGAAGCUGUUCGUGAAGGUGCAGAAUGUGUUCGGAGUGUGUAAGGUGUUCGCAUGCCUCGUCGUCAUAGGAGGCGGGAUAUAUGAGAUAGCUAGAGGCAACACUGCGAACCUCAACAAAGGUUUCGAAGGCAGCACGACCAACCCCGGCGGGAUAGCGCUUGCUCUGUACUCGGGUCUAUGGGCUUAUGACGGUUGGAACAGCGUCACCGUCGUUACGGAGGAGAUCAUCAACCCUGCUGUAAACGUCCCCCUCAGUAUAUCCAUAGCGGUUCCCCUGAUCACAGGCCUCUACGUGUUCAUGAACGUAGCCUACAUGACGGUUCUAAACUUCGAGGACAUGACUAGUGUGCCGGCCGUGGCCGUCGAGUUUGGCAAUCGCGUGCUGGGCCCUGCCAGCUUUUUGAUACCGCUUGGUGUGGCUAUUGCUACGUUCGGAUGUGCUAUGAGUGUUCAAUUCGGUGUGACCAGGGUAUGUUAUACAGCAGCUAAAGGUGGACAUAUGUUAGAAGUAUUUUCGUAUGUAAAUAUGAAAAGACUGACACCAGCUCCAGCGGUAGCUUUUCAGGCACUGCUGACAGCAAUAUAAAAACGCAUUUUAUCCACUAGUGGGUAAAGUA